Molecule: messenger RNA, 1035 nt
Organism: Symbiodinium sp. CCMP2456
Lineage: Eukaryota; Dinophyceae; Suessiales; Symbiodiniaceae
Source: the annotation of a GenBank genome assembly
AUGUCUUGCAAGUGCUACGCCGCCUUGGUGCCUGCCGGCCCCCUGGUGCCUCACACGAUCGAGCGCCGUGCCGUGGGCCCUGACGACGUUGCCAUCGACAUCAAGUACGCCGGCAUCUGCCACUCUGACGUGCACCAGGCCCGCGAGGAAUGGGGCAGCGCCAUCUUCCCCAUGGUGCCGGGUCACGAGAUCGGUGGCUUCGUGGGCGACAAGGUCGGCGUCGGCUGCAUGGUGGACAGCUGCCGCGAAUGCCAGUCCUGCAAGGAGGGUGAUGAGAACUACUGCGCCACGGGUGCCGUGAUGACCUACAACGGCAAGUACAAGUACAAGCACUGCCAGGAGUACACCGAGGACGGCGGCAAGCCCACCUAUGGUGGCUACGCCCAGAGCAUCGUGGUCGACAAGAACUACGUGUGCCGCAUCCCCGACAACUUGGAUCUUGCUGGUGCCACGCCCCUUCUGUGCGCAGGCAUCACCGUCUACUCGCCGAUGGCUUACAACGGUCUCAAGGCAGGUCAGAAGCUCGGUGUGGCUGGCCUCGGCGGUCUGGGCGCCAUGGCAGUGAUGAUCGGCAAGGCCUGGGGCUGCGAGGUCACGGUCUUGUCGCGCAGCGAGGGCAAGCGCGAGGAGGCCAUGAAGGAGCUGAAGGCGGACAAGUUCGUCGUGAUGUCCAACGACUCAGAUGUGGAGGCGGCCGCUAGCUCCCUCGACAUGAUCAUCGACACCAUCGCAGCCAAGCAUGACAUCCCCACCUACCUCAGCUUCUUGAGGCAGAACGGCAAGUUCGUGAUGGUUGGAGUGCCUGCAGAGCCGCUGGACUUCCAUGCCUUCGCCAUCAUCCCCAAGCGCAAGACGAUCACAGGCUCCCUCAUUGGCGGCAUUCGCGAGACGCAGGAGAUGCUCGACUUCUGCGGGAAGCACAACAUCAUCUGCCCCCACGAGCUCAUCAGCGGCGACAAGAUCAGCGAGUCCUAUGACCGCGUGGUGAAGUCGGAUGUGAAGUACCGCUUUGUGAUUGACACCUCCACGUUCUGA